GGAAAGGAAUAUCGUGGCUGAGUGCUAAUGCUUGAUUGAUUGUCUUUUUCUAGGGCAGUCGACAGCCAUCACAACUGUCCUAUUAAUGAGGAUAGAAGCUGAAGCUGGAUAAGCUCACCCAAACCAAAACCACGGUUAAAACCAUCGUACUUCUGCCAACUGAUUCAUCAGCGCCAGCCCCAGUGGGAGUCCCACAGAUAUUGGACGCUCUCUCCAUAUUUAAUUUUCCCUCAGCUGUUUCCCAACUCCAUAACUCUUCUUAGUUCUUGCUAAGUUUUAUAUUUUGCUUUUGCAAUUUUCAUAUUUUGGCUCAGAUUCUGAAAUGGCAACCUCAAAUCCAACUCCAGAUGAGUCAUCAGCUCUAGAGCUUAUUAGACAGCAUCUUCUUGGAGACUUCAGUUCCACUGACGUCUUUAUCAGUAAUCUUGAUUCUCAUAUCUCUUCUCUCAACUGUAAUCUCCAACCCAUCAAACUCGAGUACCAUGAUUGUCUUUCCGCCUCAGAAUCUUACUCUCCUGUAUCUCCCACCACUCACUCUACCCAUCAAAGCUGCAAUUUCAGACCAAAAACCGAACUUGUAGAUUCAACAUCUCCGGAGCGUUCUGAUUCUGCUGAGCAUUAUCCCCUGCCAGAACCCCUGUUGGAUCCCAAGCCCACGGAUGACGAAGACAAGAAGCAUUACAGAGGGGUACGAAGAAGGCCUUGGGGAAAGUUUGCGGCGGAGAUCCGUGACCCGAACCGCAAAGGUAGUCGGGUUUGGUUAGGAACAUUUGACAGUGAUGUAGAUGCUGCAAAAGCUUAUGACUGCGCUGCAUUCCGAUUGAGAGGCAGAAAAGCAAUCCUGAAUUUUCCUCUGGAGGCUGGACUGGCUGAUCCUCCGGCAAACACCGGCAGAAAGAGAAGGAGAGUGAAGAAAGCGGAAUUGUCGCCGGAUUCUGUUGACUUCCCAUCAGCGAUUUCUGAGGUGGAGGUAAUAUUUUGCGAGGAGCAACUGUCACCGUUACCGCGGAAGCCGGUUUUAAUGACGUGUUAGUACACGAUUGGUGAAAGUUUAGUAGGGGAUCGACGAUGAACUACCUUGACUUCCCCAUUGUAGAUUGUACAGUAACGCAAAAUAUCUCAAUCAAAAUCUUAAUCAUUGAACAAACAGUUCAAUGACACGUGUUUAUCCUAUAACUAUGAUAUUUAUGAAACGUAAUGCAGGUAAUAAUUCCCUAUUAAGA
This is a messenger RNA of Manihot esculenta (cassava), 1223 nucleotides long. Its product is annotated as ethylene-responsive transcription factor ERF106. Gene Ontology annotation, molecular function: DNA binding; DNA-binding transcription factor activity. The transcript has a single exon. NCBI's taxonomy places the organism in Eukaryota, Viridiplantae, Streptophyta, Magnoliopsida, Malpighiales, Euphorbiaceae. Bases 323 to 1033 code for a protein of 236 amino acids. The record is from RefSeq and is a predicted model, not a curated record. Gene Ontology annotation, biological process: ethylene-activated signaling pathway; regulation of DNA-templated transcription.